Molecule: messenger RNA, 816 nt
Organism: Chenopodium quinoa (quinoa)
Lineage: Eukaryota; Viridiplantae; Streptophyta; Magnoliopsida; Caryophyllales; Amaranthaceae
Product: monothiol glutaredoxin-S1-like
Exons: 1
Coding region: 395-703 (102 amino acids)
Source: RefSeq, a predicted model, not a curated record
CCUUACACUACUUUUAAAUAAAAUAAUAGAGAAGCACUGUCAAUCACUGAUCUACUCAUACUAUAAAUAGAUGGCAUAUGAUGACUCAAAUUAUUUACAUCGAUGGCAAGAAAAUCCAUAACCAAAACUCAGCUGCAGUAACACAUUUGAUCCUGGUCUGUCUGCUUCAUUCGAAUUUCCGAGCAAUUGGAAGCAGCUCCGGCACCCGUUGAUUUUGCACCUUCUAACAUAACAGAGUCGAUCAUUCUCCUAACGCUUUUUCAUUCACGGUUUUAUGUUCGUCAUUCUUUGUCGAUUCUUCCCCUCUUAUAUCUUAUAUCAGAAAGAGCUAUACAGCUCGGAAGAAAAGGAAAAAAUCAGUACCUCCCAAAAAAAGUCAGAUAACUAGCUAGUAAUGGAUACCGUGAACAGAUUAGUGGAGCAAAAGCCUUUAGUAAUCUUCAGCAGAAGUUCAUGCUGCAUAAGCCACUCAGUGAUUAAACUGAUCAGUGGCUAUGGAGCAAAUGCAACAAUUUAUCAACUAGAUGACAUUUCCAAUGGGCAAGAAAUAGAUAGACCGCUACAAAGGCUAGGACUAAGGCCGAGUAUUCCUGCAGUUUUCAUAGGCCAAAAAUUAGUUGGUGGUGCUAAUGAGAUUAUUAGCCUGCAGGUUCAAGGAAGACUCGUGCCAAUGUUGAAAGAGGCCGGAGCUCUAUGGGUUUAGAAUAAAAAUUAAAUGAAAUCUCACAAGAAAAGUAUCAUGCUAUAAAUUUGAGUUUUGUAAUUUAGGAGGAUAUAAAAUUUUCUUCUUAUUCCUUCCAUCUGCAUUUUUGUUAG